AUGGCAAUCAGCAUAAAUUCAGAAGUAUGGUUUUUUAUAGAAGAAGAGUUAAAUCUCAUGGACGAAACCAUUUUAAAUCAGUCCAGCAGCCACCAUGAUUCGGAAGAUCACAGAUCGUCGGAAAAUCGUGGCGUUGAUAGUAAACAUAAAGUUGAAGCAUUGAAAGCUAAUAUUGCAGAGGUUAAGGCAGAGUUGAAAGAACUCAAAUUCACUGUUGACAAGCACAUAGCUGAUAUCAAGAGUUAUGUCGAUAACUCGACCAAACUGAUAAUUAAAGAGAUUCGAUUGUCAAGAGGAGAACAAAUACCAGAAGAACAACCAGAGGACAACGCCAAUCAACAUGCUGCACAAUCUGAUAAAGAUCCAACAGCUAUGCGUACAGUUUCAAUUGGAGAACGUCCAAUGUCAAACACAGCUGCUUAAAAGUCAACUGAUGGUUGUUUCAACGUUGACGUACCUACAACGUCAACAUCAAAACCACCAACAUUGGACGAUUAUCCUGAUUUUACUAUGACACAAAUCAUCGCACUUGAUCCAAUUCUUAAUGCUACCACGACUCCAAAUGUGCAAACAAGACAUAAGAAUCUAGGAAAAUACGAUUCUUCUCCUUAUAUCAGAAUGUCGGAAGGGAAAAGCAGUUCAAAUAGAGUACCUAUAUUCUUUCCAAUCAAACAUCCAUUCCAAAAUCACAAUGGGUUUGAUGUUCCAGAUGACAUAAUUGAGGAGUUCAAUAAAUGGGGUUUUAAAAAUGUGUCAAGCAGGCGUGGCAGGUAUAAACGCUGA
This is a messenger RNA of Solanum pennellii, 783 nucleotides long. RefSeq lists its product as uncharacterized. The record is from RefSeq and is a predicted model, not a curated record. Lineage: Eukaryota; Viridiplantae; Streptophyta; Magnoliopsida; Solanales; Solanaceae.